Messenger RNA from Anguilla rostrata (American eel), 4420 nucleotides. Its product is annotated as paired box protein Pax-2a-like. Gene Ontology annotation, biological process: regulation of transcription by RNA polymerase II; anatomical structure development. The record is from RefSeq and is a predicted model, not a curated record. The transcript is spliced from 10 exons. Gene Ontology annotation, molecular function: DNA-binding transcription factor activity, RNA polymerase II-specific; RNA polymerase II cis-regulatory region sequence-specific DNA binding. NCBI's taxonomy places the organism in Eukaryota, Metazoa, Chordata, Actinopteri, Anguilliformes, Anguillidae. The coding region runs from base 633 to 1802 and encodes 389 amino acids.
UAGCGAAUCAAGUGUUGGAAUCUAUUGUCUUUGACAAGUCAACUAUCUGUGUGUAUGGGAGAUAUGGGGGAUAACUACGCUUUAGAAACAGGAACACUUGAAGAAGGGAUUCAUUCUUGUUCAAUUCCUCAAGCACGCGUUAAGUUCUUGAAGAAAAGGGGUCUGCGAAACACGAUCGGUGUGUCCUGUUUCCCCGAUAAUCUUUUUGUAUCUGUGAUCUGACCCGACUCACCAGCUCAGAAGAGUCCAACGAGAUCGGGAAUUCUUAACUGUGGUUCCAGUAAUGGAUAGAAGAACACCCGUGGGCGCGCGCGGCCGUCUUCUCUUCAAAUCUUGCUGCUAUAAUCAUCCAGACAGACGUUGGUUUUUUACAAAUGACGUUGCAGCGCACAUUUGAGAAACAAGUGUCCGUCAUGUUUUUUACCUGAGGAGCCUGCCUUCAAUAUAAGAACACAUAAAACAGGAGAACAACUUUUAGUUUUAUUAAGAAGUUGCUUUCCGAUCAACUGGCUACAGAAACCAGCAGUAUUUUGAGACCGUGCAUCAAUUUUGGUGUAUUUACAUUUAAAGCUGCAUUACAAAGGCAAAACUGUUUGAUUACUUUUUUCUUUCUUUCUUUCCUUUCCUUUCCCAUGGAUAUUCAUUGUAAAGCAGACUCGUUUUCUGCUGUGCACCGGCAUGGGGGUGUAAACCAGCUAGGUGGGGUGUUUGUGAAUGGCAGGCCCCUACCUGAUGUAGUGAGGCAAAGGAUUGUAGAGCUCGCACACCAGGGAGUUAGACCCUGUGACAUCUCGAGACAACUAAGGGUCAGUCACGGCUGCGUCAGCAAAAUACUUGGGAGAUACUACGAGACCGGGAGUAUUAAGCCAGGAGUUAUUGGGGGAUCCAAACCAAAGGUCGCGACUCCAAAAGUGGUGGAUAAAAUCGCUGAAUACAAGCGACAGAAUCCCACCAUGUUUGCGUGGGAGAUAAGAGACAGGCUGUUAACGGAAGGCGUCUGCGACAAUGACACUGUCCCGAGUGUUUCAUCCAUUAACAGGAUUAUUAGAACCAAAGUCCAGCAGCCUUUUCUCCCUUCUGCUGAUGGAACAGGAAGUCCACUGUCCAUACCUGGCCACACUACAGUGCUAAACUCUGCCUCGCCCCCAGCAUCCACUGCUUCGCCUGAUCCUGUGGGGUCUUACUCCAUCAACGGUAUUCUGGGUAUUCCUCGGUCCAUUGGAGAAAAGAGGAAAGGGAAUGAUGAUGGCUCAGGUGGUUCCGGCCCACACAGUGGCUCUCGGGGUAGUGUGGAGAGCUUACGGAAGCACCUGAGAGCUGACGCCUUCACACAGCAGCAGCUGGAUGCUCUGGACCGGGUCUUUCAACGGCCGUCUUUCACAGACGUCUUCCCGACGGCCGAGCGCGUCAAGCCAGAGCAGGGUAAUGAAUUCUCCUUACCAGCGCUGACUCCAGGCUUGCAUGAGGUGAAGCCCAAUUUGUCCCCCAGCCACGGCUCAGACCUGGUCCCCAGCGUGACACAGAGCUUUCCUGGGGGGACAGGUCGCGACGUGGGCACCACGCUCCCAGGGUACCCCCCACACGUCCCCCCCACAGGCCAGGGCUACUCCACCCCAGCACUAGCCGGAAUGGUUCCUGGGAGCGAGUUUUCAGGGAGCCCGUACUCUCACCCACCGUAUGCGACCUACAACGAAGCCUGGAGAUUCAGCAACCCAGCUCUACUGAGUUCCCCUUAUUAUUAUAGCUCCUCAUCAAGGGGAUCCCCACCAACCACUGCUGCUGCCGUCUACGACCGCCACUAGUUACUUUGGAAACCGAAUCAAACCACAGGACAAUCUCAGCAGACUCCAUAUUGUUGCAGUGUAAAUGGCACUAAGAUCAAAAGGAUGGAAGAUGGCUCAAAAAUAUUCUAUAUCACAGAGUAUGGACUGGACUGCCGGACACAACUACUCCAACUCCAGAAACAACAAAAACUAUUCAGCCCUCCUGACUUAGUGUCAUGUCUUAACUUCAACUUUCAAGAGAUUAUAUGAAUAUAUGAUUAUAUGAAUAUAUGUAUAAAAAACAUCCUCACAGCCUCACCUUUUGACCUGAUGUUUAUCUUCUUCAUGAAUCAUUACCGCUACAUUACAGUACAGUGUUGUACAUUACAAUACAUUACAUUACAGUACAGUAUAUUAAAAUGUUCCAUUGCAAGGCAGUACAGGACAUUACAGUACAGCUAACAUUGCACUACAAUACAGUAAACUGUUACAUUACAUGCAGUUCAGUACAUUACAGUCAAAUGUACAUUGCAUUACUUUGCACUACUUUACAGUAAAUUGCAUUGCAGUACAGUAAACUGCUAUAUUACAUUAUAGUAUACUACAUUACAUUACACAGCUUUAUGGUACAUUACGUACACUGAGAGCCCAUUUCUCCUGAAAGCUGCCUUAUAUACCAUGAUCAGGUGUAGGACUGAAUUCAGAAGGAAGCCCAAGUCCUCCCAUUGACAUGGUUUUCACUGCUACAUUUAUUAUUAAAUUAAUUAGCCUUGGACUUUGUCAUGGCUGCUGUCACUGCAAUUUUCAAAAAAUUAUUACAGAUGUGCCCAAGGUUGGUAUGGAUGGUAUUUGGAUAAGGUUUGGAGACAAGGUCCAAAGUAGCCCCCAAUGCACUACGGCUCAAGCUUGAUACUUGGCCCAUGACUUUGCUUGCAGCUAUAUUUAUGUAUUUUAUUAUUAUUAUUAUUAUUAUUAUUAUUAUUAUCUGUGUUUGUAUUUACACUCUUUCUGUCGGCUGGACAUUGCAUGAGUACAAACUUAGAGUGUACAGUACAGUCUAACACUUUUUUUUUUUUUUUUAGAGGUUUUUGAUCUGAAUACCUUAAUGUUGCUGCUGUUAAAGGCUGAAAUAUAUUACUUCUGCAUUAGUUGCAUCACACAGUAAUUUGGAUCUCCCGCAUAAAAAUAUAUGAAUAUAGAAGAGUACAAGUCUCAUCUGAUAAAGCACAUCAUUGUAAUUACAGAUUAAGUUUAUUACAAAAAAAAAAUAUAAUACAAGUGUCUACAAUUGAAAUGAGCAAAUACGCUGUCUUCAUUUUAAACAGUGCAGCUUCAACUAAUGCCUUACAAUCGUUUUCCAAACAAAAAUAUUUCAUACAGCAGUUAUUUACUUCAAAGAACAGGAAGGAAUUAUUUUUUUUAAAUAUUAAAUAUUUAAGCAUUUCACUCACAUUGCAUCUUUAAAUAUAAACUGAAGGUACUUUUUUUUUUUACUACAUUUGCCAAAGACUUAGUUCUACAUAAUAUUUAAAUUACAGUAUGGUUAUGCAUAAUAAAAACAGUAUUAUGGUUAAAAGACUCUCUGUAAAUAAGAUUUUAUGAUUUUCUAAUUUCUUGAUUUCUGGUCAUACAUAAAAAAUACUAUGUUGAUCUAGUUGGUCUUUACUGUUUACUGUUAAUUUUUUUUUCAGGGCUGGUCUAGGUUGAUCUAAUCGAUUGUAAGGAUGGUCUUGGUUUUUGUUUGUUUCCUGUAUCCACCCAGCAAAGAUGUUAAUCACUAUGCAAAUAGAAUGUAAAGUGAAGCCACUGCUGUUCCUCAGUGAAAGUGGUGGACCUCAUCAAAUCAAGCUGUGUAUGUGACUGCUAUAUAGAGAAUAUGCUCACUUUAAUGAAUGGAUUUAAAUUUUACUUUUUACCCAUUUAUGAAGAACAAAGUAUUCAUGCUCAGAGGAUUCCUGGAUGAUGACUUUCAAAACAGAACUUCAUUUUUAAAUUUAAAUAAAAAUUUCAAGGGAGUGUUUUUUUUCUUCAAAUCUUUUUUUUUUUUCACUGUGUAUAUGCAUUAACAAAUGAAUACUGUUUUGCCAGAGGUAAACAGACACAGAAAUAUGUAUAAUUUGCUUAAAUUAAGAACAUGCAUAGCUGUUUGGUUACCGAAUCUUUGGCCAUCGUAUUCUCAUACCUCCUCCACACAUCUGGAAAUGAAAAACUGACCAAACAUUCAAUCAAAGCUUUUAAACAACACAUUUAUAUACAUCAUUGCUAGAAAACAUUCUAUUUGAAUCAGAUGACUCAAAAACUCCUUCAAAUCUUAAUCAUAGAGAAAAUAUAAUCAUGAGGCAAGAUUGUGACAGAGCACUCUAACCCUCCAAUGGAAAUACUACGAUUGCAAAAUUGUAGUGCACUUGGGAUUCAACAAUUAAUGUCUGUAUUUCUUGCUGAACUUUAAAUUCUACUGCUAAUGUGCCUCUCUAACUGUGAGACAGAGGGCCAGAGACCUACGGCAGCACAUUGGCUAAAAUAGAGCAGGUCUUGUACCGUUGUUAGGAUGAUGCAGGAGAGGUGUCAGAGGCCUAAAGAGAAUGUCCAAUGGCCUGUAACUGAAGCUGAGUUCUGUUACAUGUUCUGUGCACAUGAGAAUAAAUUUUUGUAUGUCA